AUGCAGAAGAGAGUCCUAGACUAUGACACAGACAGGAACCAGGAAGUGACCACCUAUGGGGGCUGCAAGCCCUGCUGCUCUUCAGGCUGCGGGUCUUCCUGCUGUCAAUCCAGCUGCUGCAAACCCUGCUGCUGUCAGUCCAGCUGUUGCAAGCCCUGCUGCUGCCAGUCCAGCUGUUGCAAGCCCUGCUGCUGUCAGUCCAGCUGUUGCAAGCCCUGCUGCUGUCAGUCCAGCUGCUGCAAACCCUGCUGCUGUCAGUCCAGCUGUUGCAAGCCUUGUUGCUGCCAGUCCAGCUGUUGCAAACCCUGCUGCUGUCAAUCUAGCUGCUGCAAGCCCUGCUGCUCUUCAGGCUGUGGGUCUUCCUGUUGCCAGUCUAGCUGCUGUAAGCCCUGCUGCUGCCAGUCUAGCUGUUGCAAGCCCUGCUGCUGUGAGUCCAGCUGCUGCAAACCCUGCUGCUGUCAGUCCAGCUGUUGCAAGCCCUGCUGCUGUCAGUCCAGCUGUUGCAAGCCCUGCUGCUGUCAGUCCAGCUGCUGCAAGCCCUGCUGCUCCUCAGGCUGUGGGUCUUCCUGCUGCUAG
Peromyscus maniculatus bairdii (prairie deer mouse) is the source of this 576-nucleotide messenger RNA. The record is from RefSeq and is a predicted model, not a curated record. NCBI's taxonomy places the organism in Eukaryota, Metazoa, Chordata, Mammalia, Rodentia, Cricetidae.